GGGUGAGAGGAAAAACAUGGCAAAUAUCCGACUCAGGGCUGCAGUUAACGCUAGUUUACUUUAGACUUCUGACUUGAAAGCAAGAGGUCCCCUGUACUUCCACCCGUUAGCUGGUUGUUUUCCGCUCUGUUAUUCUGUCCAUCUGUCCAUGCAGAGCCAUGUGCGCCGAUGUGUGGACCACCACUCUUUGGAGGAGAGCAGCGGUUGUUGUGGUUCCUCGUCUGCUCUAGAUUCUGUACACUGGGAAGUGUGUUUCAGAUUUCAGAAGAUGUACCUUCAGCGAGGCUGACUGCUGAGUCUUUAAUUUGAUGACUGAAAGCCAUCGCAUAAAUUCUGACUGUGCUUUAACAGACAUAGAUUGAGAGCCAGAGAGAGCAAAACCAGCUGAAACUGGACAGAGGAGAAAACAAGAGGCUGAAAGGAGUGAGAGAGUGAGGGAAAGGAUGAAGAGAGGAAGCAUCUUGUCCAGCAGAAGUCUAGAGAUGAGUGAAAAAACUCCACAUUCAGCGGCCGCUCCUGAUGGCGGAUGGGGCUGGAUGAUCGUAGCCGGUUGUUUCCUCACCACUGUUUGCACACGUGCAGUCACUAGGUGUGUUUCCAUCUUUUUUGUGGAAUUCCAGUCAUACUUUUCCAGAGAUUAUUCUGCAACUGCAUGGAUACAGUCUCUGCUGGACUGCACCACAAUGUUGUGUGCUCCAUUAGGUAGUUAUAUAGGGAACCGCCUCUCUUCUCGUGUAGCUAUCAUGUUUGGUGGGCUUCUUUCCACUGCCGGCCUGCUGCUCAGCUCACUGGCCACCAGUGUGGAGUUCCUGUAUCUCACAAUGGGUGUUCUUACAGGUGUGGGAUUUGCUCUCAGCUACACUUCUGCAAUAGCCAUGGUGGGUUCUUACUUCUGCGAGAGAAAAGCGCUGGCUUACGGGAUCGCCAUGUCUGGCAGCGGCAUCGGAACCUUCAUACUAGCACCUGCUGUCCAACUCCUCAUUGAGUUCUUCUCCUGGAGGGGUGCGCUGCUCAUUCUGGGGGGUUUGGUGUCCCACUUGUGUGUCUGUGGAGCACUUAUGAGGCCUUUGGAAAGUCAAAGUGGGAGACAGAAAGAGAUGGACUUGGAGGGUGGCAAAAAGGUUGAUUGCCUAAAUGUUAAAUUUGCUGAUGCAGGGCACAGUAUGGAGGUUAGUGUACAGGAACAGAGAUUGGUGGAGGUAAAACAUACGUAUAUGACAAAGAGAGGGGAAAAUGAACAUGCUGAGAAUAUGCAGAAUAAUGGAAAAGAACGGAUGGAAUCAAAGCCUUCUGAUGCCAAGCAAACACACUCCAAUGUGGAAAUAAACCUUAGCCAGGAAGACUCAGAGGACUCAGAGACCGUGAUCAGAAGCACAGAUGAAUGGGACAAAGAAUCAAAGCCAAAGUGCUCAGAUACAGACAUCUCAGUCCCCGCUUUAGUACAAUCAAGUGACUUGGACUGUUUGACAACCAACCAAGAGGACACAACUAUCCCAGAAUCAAACACUAACCAAAAUACUUUGGCACUGUCAAAAGUGGCAAACACAAAAUUACUGAAGGAGUCCAGAGACAAUGUAUGGUCUAUCAUAAGGAAAACAGUAUUGAGAGAAUAUUCCUUCCUGAUGAUACCAGACUUCUUAUUGCUGUUGGUGUCCUUCCUGUUCCUUGCAUAUGGUUGCAGUGUGCCAUUUGUGUAUCUUGUGCCAUAUUCCCUGAGUGCAGGUGUCAGUCCACAACAGGCAGCAUUACUCAUGUCCAUACUUGGAGUAUCAGGGAUUGUCGGUACUAUCACUUUUGGAUGGAUUGCAGAUAGAAAGUGUUUGAGGCCAUAUAGGGUGGUGAGUUAUAUGCUGGCUGUGGGGUCAGAAGGGCUGAGUUGUCUCUUUCUGCCUCUGCUGAAUGGGUUUUCCCUGCUCGUCCCCUUUUCUCUCAUCUACGGCUACUUUGAUGGAGCUUACGUGGCACUUAUUCCUGUGGUGACCUCUGACACCGUCAGCUCCACCCACCUGACCUCAGCUCUGGGAGUUGUUUACUUUCUUCAUGCCAUCCCCUACCUCAUCAGCCCACCUAUUGGAGGUUGGCUAGUGGAUCAGACAGGCUCCUACACAGCUACAUUCUUCCUUGGUGGAGUCGCUCUGAUCUGCAGUGCUGUGAUUCUGGCUGCUGUGAGAGUUAUCAUCCGUUGCACUAGAGGGAGCUCUUGCUUAAACUGACUCACAACCAGGUACAAUGGAGAUUUCUAAAGCGGUACAAAAACACUGCGAUAUCGAUGUCAAGAAACAUGAAGGUGCCCCUCCGGAGUUAAAAAGGGUUUUCACGUGUUCCUGAUCUGAAGCUUUUAUCAGUCAGAUUGAUUUCCACAAAUCCAUGCAUUUAUAGAAUUAAUGAACACAGAACUGAACAAAAGAACACACUGCUCUUCUGCUGAAGUACAGGAUGUAUGUUCCAUUUGGUUAUACGUGU
Molecule: messenger RNA, 2463 nt
Organism: Carassius carassius (crucian carp)
Lineage: Eukaryota; Metazoa; Chordata; Actinopteri; Cypriniformes; Cyprinidae
Gene: slc16a12a
Product: solute carrier family 16 member 12a
Exons: 8
Coding region: 444-2213 (589 amino acids)
Biological process (GO): transmembrane transport; monocarboxylic acid transport
Molecular function (GO): monocarboxylic acid transmembrane transporter activity
Source: RefSeq, a predicted model, not a curated record